Messenger RNA from Pseudopodoces humilis (Tibetan ground-tit), 1143 nucleotides. NCBI's taxonomy places the organism in Eukaryota, Metazoa, Chordata, Aves, Passeriformes, Paridae. The record is from the annotation of a RefSeq genome assembly.
AUGGCCCUCAAUCUUCGUAAAAACCACCCAUUACUAAAAACCAUCAACGACGCUCUGAUCGACCUUCCCACACCAUCAAACAUCUCAGCCUGAUGAAACUUCGGAUCACUACUAGGCAUCUGUCUCAUCACACAAAUUGUCACCGGUCUGUUACUAGCCACACACUACACAGCAGACACCUCCUUAGCCUUCACCUCAGUCGCCCAUAUAUGCCGAAAUGUACAAUUCGGCUGACUAAUCCGCAACCUCCAUGCAAACGGAGCCUCAUUCUUCUUUAUCUGCAUUUACCUACACAUCGGACGAGGAUUUUACUACGGCUCCUACCUGAACAAAGAAACUUGAAACGUCGGAGUCAUUCUCCUCCUACUCUUAAUAGCAACUGCCUUCGUAGGCUAUGUACUUCCAUGAGGACAAAUAUCCUUCUGAGGAGCCACAGUAAUCACCAACCUCUUUUCAGCAAUCCCAUACAUUGGCCAGACACUAGUAGAAUGAGCAUGAGGAGGGUUUUCAGUAGACAAUCCAACACUAACCCGAUUCUUCGCCCUCCACUUCCUACUCCCAUUCCUCAUUGUAGGCCUCACGCUAGUUCACCUCACAUUCCUACACGAAACAGGCUCAAACAACCCACUAGGCAUCCCUGCGGACUGCGACAAAAUCCCAUUCCACCCAUACUACUCUACAAAAGACAUCCUAGGCUUCGCACUCAUGCUCAUCCCACUUGUCGCCCUAGCCCUAUUCUCCCCCAACCUCCUAGGUGACCCAGAAAACUUCACACCAGCCAACCCACUAGCCACUCCCCCACACAUCAAACCCGAAUGAUACUUCCUGUUCGCAUACGCCAUCCUACGCUCUAUCCCAAACAAACUAGGCGGCGUACUAGCCCUAGCUGCAUCCGUACUAGUCCUAUUCUUAACCCCUUUACUCCACACAUCCAAACAACGCUCACUAACUUUCCGACCUAUCUCACAAGUCCUAUUCUGAACCCUAGUUGCCAACCUCUUCAUCCUAACCUGAGUCGGUAGCCAACCAGUUGAACACCCAUUCAUCAUCAUUGGCCAACUAGCCUCCCUCUCUUACUUCACAAUCAUCCUAGUCCUAUUUCCACUUGCAGCCGUACUAGAAAAUAAAAUACUAAACCUCUAA